AUGGGAGGACCUUUCAAUCACAACAAGGGUGGGAAUAGUAGUAAUUCUAAUAGCAACAGAGGGAGGCCUUAUGGGUUGAUGCUGGUGUUGGUAUUUGGGGCUGCAUUGGUUGGAGUCAUGGUGCUCCAUAAGCUCAGAGAAAGGCGCAUCUUCAACCUUGUGAUCAAAGAGAAAGACACUGAGCUCGUUUCGCUUCACCUCGCCUUACAGAAGGAGAGAGACUACAGUCGGGAAGUGAAAAUGAAGCAUGAAGAUCUGAAAGCGAAGAUGUAUUCCAUUCGAACACAAAAGAUGAGGCUUGAGAGGACAGUGGUGGAGAUGAAGUCUACUAUUGGUUCGCUUAAAGAGGAGCUGAGAACAAUGGAGGCUGCAUUUGAGGAGAAGCAAAACGAAACCAAAAUGCCGUUGAGAGGAAAUGGUGAUCAGAGUGAUAAUCCUCGGGUGAUGAAGUUGGUGGAAAGCUUGAAGCAAAAGGAAGCCGAAAUCGAGGAUUUGAAACACCGCCUUGAGUAUAAGGUGUGGUCGGUAAGUACUGACGACCCAUCAAACCCAACCAGAAAUCUAACCAUGUCCAGAAGGAGAGACGAGGCUGAUCAAGUGUCAAGUGAAGAUGGAAAUGGCAGUAAAUCCAUGAAUUUCAAACAGGGUGAGACUACGAAAGAAGUAGAAGGUCAAGUUGGAAAAGCAGAGGGGGAAACAUAUAGGAUGGAAAUGAUGGCGAAAAAGUCAGAGAAGAUGGGUAAUUCCCAAGAGGUGAAUUUGAAAGGUGGCAAUGGAGGUGGAAAUACCACUGAUGAGGGCCAAGCAAAGAAGAGUCGGGAUUUCAAAGAUGUUGAUCAUAAAAGCGGGGGAUGA
Messenger RNA from Rosa chinensis, 855 nucleotides. RefSeq lists its product as uncharacterized. The record is from RefSeq and is a predicted model, not a curated record. Lineage: Eukaryota; Viridiplantae; Streptophyta; Magnoliopsida; Rosales; Rosaceae. The transcript is spliced from 3 exons. Bases 1 to 855 code for a protein of 284 amino acids.